Ectocarpus sp. CCAP 1310/34 is the source of this 2012-nucleotide messenger RNA. The record is from the annotation of a GenBank genome assembly. Lineage: Eukaryota; Phaeophyceae; Ectocarpales; Ectocarpaceae.
UGUAUCCCUCGCAACGACACGAUCACCAUCAUUUCUCACUUUUCCGAUCGUGUCACCAGCGGCAAACCUACUCGUCCGUGCCUUCGCAAAUCGGAUCGAUUGGUGAUCGCAGCUACAUCGGUGAAGUAGGUGUUCCGAAUGCGGAGCAAUGUGAUGAUGAGGUGUCCUCCUGGAGCACCAGCAGGGUGGCUUCGUUCGAGAUUUCUCCAAAGCGUGAGGUGUUUUGCGGCGGGAGUGAAUGGUUCGUACCAAGUCCGAGGACCAUUGGCCCAGCUGAGAGACGUGGUCGACGUAAACGAGAUGGCGUGGCCGUCGUUCUUGACAUCCCCGCGGACGGCGGCGGUAAUCGGCGCGCCUGCUAUGUUUGGGCAGCCCCUUGCGGGAACGGACAAGAGUCCUCAGCUACUGAGGGAGGCAGGCCUCCAUCAGAACCUUGCAGCGCUGGGUUGGCGCGUGGAAGAGAUGGGUGACGUGGACAUGACUGGCCCCCCAGGAGGAGCGGACCCUGCCGCAGCCGGCGGCGACGCCCACCAUAGCUUGGCGGUGGGUGCAGGGUGUCGCAGACUCUCCGAGGCGGUGUUCGAAAAGGCGGCCGAAGGAAAGUUCGUCUUGACUCUUGGCGGGGACCAUUCUAUCGCGUUGGGGACUUUGGCUGGCGUUCUGAGGGCGAGGCCGGACACGAGAGUGCUUUGGUGCGACGCCCACGCGGACAUAAACUCCCCGAAGGGUUCGCCGAGCGGAAACAUGCAUGGGAUGCCGCUAUCGUUCGUGAUGGGCCACUCCGAUCCUUCCACGGUCCGCGGCCUGGAGUGGCUCUGUGAGGCUGACGUCCCCGUCUUGCGGCCCGAGAGAAUCGCGUACGUUGGCCUGCGCGACGUGGACGUCUACGAGAGGAAGAUUCUGAAUCACCUCAAACAAGAGCACGGGCUCUUCGCGUCGACCAUGCAGGACGUGGAUCGCCUAGGCAUCGGGCGGGUGAUGGAGCUUGCCUUGGAGGCGCUGGGCGUCACUGGAAACGGCGACGAGGAGAAAGGCGCCCCCCUGCACUUGUCGUUCGACAUCGACGCUGUUGAUCCGAAGGUUGCGCCUGCAACGGGAACUGUCGUUCGUGGAGGACUGAACUAUCGCGAGGCUAUGUAUGUCGCGGAGUCCUGCGCCGAGACUGGUCGGCUGGGUUCAAUGGAUAUGGUGGAGGUGAACGCCGACCUGACCGAACCAUCGGCAGCCGCUGAAACGGUGCAGCUGGGCCUCGUGGCGGUGGCGUCCGCAAUGGGCAGCCGCAUUUUGUGAGCUAGUCGGUGAUGUUGGUUGACGGUGUGUAGAAGGUGGCGCAACUGCGCCCCGGGUUGAGGGUGUGCAAACGUGGCGUGGUAGCGCCACCGCCAACCAUACCUUGGGUGAUAUUUGUCCCGUUUUGUUUACCAGCCUCACAGUGAGGAGAUGGUGGGUACUGCUAGAAUGUCGUUGGCGCCCACGUGUGAACCAUGUGGUGUCGUGUUCGCUCGUCUGGGGCUUUCAAGGAUUUGCGAUUGUGGGCCAUAGGCCAUAGCUCGUUAGGUCAUACGUGGAUAUAUUAAAGGGCUGGAUUCUAAGAUGGAAGUGAUCCCAGUGUAUUGGGCAAGACUGUAACAGCAGUGUACGAUCGAUCCAUUUUAUGGACGGGCCACAUUCUGAUACUACAUGGCUGUUAAUUCGGAUACUUGUUAUUGUGUACCAGAUGAUGGUUCCAGAUGAGUGAGCGUUGCGUUUAAGUGACAAGAGUUGCGGGUUGGAUGAACCAUUUUGGUUCCACAGAGUGUUUGAUGUGGUCUAGACGUCGUGUUUGUACAGCUUUAAGUCAAAGUUUCUUGAAUCGAGACUCGACAGUGCGUGGUGUAAUCUAUUCGCGUUCUGGUGAUGGUCGUUCAGAAUUGUGAGUCGUAACAGUGCUGGAAUCAAAACUUCGUGGUACAUGGGUAUCCGGUGGCGUAUCGAUCCCGCUGCGGUUGGUUGGUUGUUCUGUUCUUCUAUGG